Molecule: messenger RNA, 1101 nt
Organism: Sesamum indicum (sesame)
Lineage: Eukaryota; Viridiplantae; Streptophyta; Magnoliopsida; Lamiales; Pedaliaceae
Product: expansin-A2
Biological process (GO): plant-type cell wall organization
Cellular component (GO): extracellular region
Source: RefSeq, a predicted model, not a curated record
AUUCAUCAAACUUAUGUGCACAAACCUCUCAUCACCACUUCACUCCUACCUAACACUUCUUUCUUCCUCAUUCAUGGCUGUUCCAACAAUGUCCAUGCUCUCUCUACUACUCUUCUCCUUCUUCACCUUUUGUCUACGAGCCACUUAUGGCGAUUACGGAGGGUGGCAAAGCGCUUACGCCACUUUCUAUGGUGGUGGGGAUGCUUCGGGCACAAUGGGGGGUGCUUGUGGGUAUGGCAACUUGUACAGCCAAGGAUACGGCACCAACACUGCAGCCCUCAGCACUGCUCUAUUCAACAAUGGACUUAGCUGCGGGGCUUGCUUCGAGCUAAGGUGUUCUGGCCAGCCGAAAUGGUGCUUGUCCGGCAGCAUUAUGGUCACUGCCACAAACUUCUGCCCGCCCAACCCGUCCCUGCCUAACAACAACGGCGGGUGGUGCAACCCGCCUCGGCAGCACUUUGAUUUGGCUCAACCUGCUUUCUUGCAAAUUGCACAAUACCGGGCUGGAAUCGUCCCUGUUUCUUUCAGAAGGGUGCCCUGCAGAAAGAAGGGGGGAAUAAGGUUCACAAUCAACGGCCACUCCUACUUCAACCUAGUCCUGAUCACCAACGUUGCCGGCGCCGGUGAUGUCCACAGCGUGUCGAUCAAAGGGUCAAGAACUGGAUGGCAAUCCAUGUCAAGAAACUGGGGCCAGAACUGGCAGAGCAACUCCUACCUCAACGGCCAAAGCCUCUCGUUCCGGGUCACCACAAGCGAUGGAAGAACUGUUACCAGCUACAACGUAGUACCUGGAAACUGGCAGUUUGGACAAACAUUUGAAGGUGGACAAUUCUAGUUGUUUUCAAGGGCAAUAAAUAGGAUGAAAUGAAAUUAUAUUUGUAUAUGGUCCGUUGGGAGCAGUGGUGGUAGGUUUACGCCCGCGCUAGGCCUGAUAUACGUAUGUACGUAGUCAAGUUACAAUUGUUUUUGCCUUUUUUUUCUUUUUGCCCCCUUUUAAAAGAGGUUGAAAUGAAUUAUCAUGUAGAUUCAAUCCUUGAUUCAGUACAAACACUGAGUUAGGGCUACCUUAAUCAAGUAUGGUUUAAUGGUCCUUUUACUAGA